Messenger RNA from Dreissena polymorpha, 2609 nucleotides. Its product is annotated as IgGFc-binding protein-like. Bases 70 to 2514 code for a protein of 814 amino acids. Gene Ontology annotation, cellular component: protein-containing complex; plasma membrane. The record is from RefSeq and is a predicted model, not a curated record. Gene Ontology annotation, biological process: heterophilic cell-cell adhesion; establishment or maintenance of epithelial cell apical/basal polarity. Gene Ontology annotation, molecular function: calcium ion binding. NCBI's taxonomy places the organism in Eukaryota, Metazoa, Mollusca, Bivalvia, Myida, Dreissenidae. The transcript is spliced from 15 exons.
GUUUAUUAUCGUAUGUUUAAAAGACUGUUCGUUUAAUUAUUUAUCUUAAAGUGUAGUUGGCAGUACAACAUGGCGCAUAUGUAUUGGGUUAUAUUGGCUUCCCUUUUCGUUUCCGCUGUUCCACUUAAAUCCACCAAAGGACGGGAAUUUGUCACUGGAUUUCUGAGCUUAUCCCCUCAAUGCACGUUAAAACUAGAUAUUGCUUCCAAUACAAAUGGGGAUGUUGAGCUAUACGUACCCUAUCUAGGAAUAAAUACCACCUACUCUUUCAAUAGAACAUUCUCAACUACGUUCAACACUAGUCUUCAGCUUUACGGCACUCGGAUCGGACGAAACGGCGUUUAUAUUAAAUCAUCAGUUGAUAUUUCGGUUUAUGCAAGCACAUACAUGUAUCAACCUCGUGGAAACGCUGAAGACACUCACGUAUGUCUGCCUGUUCAAUCGCUUGGGAGAGAAUAUUAUAUUGCCAGUUAUAUCCCCUACCAAGUUUUCGGUGAUCCAUCACUGUUUAUGGUGAUAUCAGCGUUUGCAAACACUAAGGUUAAUAUAUCAUUUCCUAACGGCACAUCAAUAUCAAAGACAUUGAACUGGUUGGACGUCUAUCAGGAAGCUUCCCCUAGCAACGAUCUCACUGGUACUAUCGUCCAAUCAAGUAAACCAGUAUCUGUGGUAAGCGGGACGUCUUGUGCGUAUGUCUUUAAAAGCAGUGAAUGUGAUAUGCUUGGUGAGCAAAUGAUUCCAACGAAUAGCUUUCAAACGCAUUUCAUCAUCCCGCCAAUCCUGUCCAACCAAUUCAUGGUUCGUAUUUUCAGUAGUCAAAGUAAUAACAAGGUAUGUGUGAAAGACUCAUCAUUUGAACAUUGCUCAAUAAUGGAUGCAAAUCAAUGGUUGGAAUCGGUACCAAAUAAUUCGUCCUUAGUCGUCUCUAGUCAAAAACCGAUAUCCGUCAUACAAUACAAUGGCAAUCCAGCGUACAUGACAAUUAUUCCGGGUAUUCGUCAAUUUAUGAACUCGUAUACAUUUGUUGUACCAGACGAUACUAUGAUCAAAACUCACUAUAUCUCCGUUACCAUACUCUCGUCCGCAUCGCUAACACUUCGUUUGGAUGAAAAAUCACCAGGUGAUCAACUUGUUGACACGGCUUACGUGAACACACCAUUUAACAACUAUACAAUCCUCACGUUCGGAAUAAAGGCAGGAUACCACGUGAUGACAUCGACUGAAACACAUGUUGUGUUCGGAUUGAUUGUAUUUGGAAUGUGGACCUUAGGCGCAUACGGUUUUCCUGCAGGGAUAAACUUAGACAUUGACGAAUGUGCAUCUAAUCCAUGCCUGUAUGGGAGUACAUGUUCAAACGGUGUAAACAGUUACACAUGUACCUGUCGAGGUGGCUUAAGCGGAAGGAACUGUGAGAUCGAUGUUAAUGAAUGUGCAUCCUCCCCAUGUCUUCACGGCGGUACAUGUUCAGAUGGUGUUAACGUUUACACAUGUACAUGCUCAGCUGGGUUCAGUGGAAGGAAUUGUGAAAGCAAUAUUAAUGAAUGUGCAUCCUCUCCAUGUCUUCACGGUGGUACAUGCUCAGAUGGUGUUAACGCUUACACCUGCUCAUGCUCAGCUGGCUUCAGUGGAAGGAAUUGUGACCUCAAUAUUAAUGACUGUGCAUCCUCCCCAUGCCUCCAUGGCAGUACAUGUUCAGAUGGUGUUAACGCUUACACAUGUACAUGCUCAGCUGGCUUCAGUGGAAUAAAUUGUGGAAGCAAUAUUAAUGAAUGUGCAUCCUCCCCAUGUAUUCACGGUGGUACAUGCUCAGAUGGUGUUAACGCUUACACCUGCUCAUGCUCAGCUGGCUUCAUUGGAAGUAAUUGUGGCACCGAUAUAAAUGAAUGUGCAUCCUCCCCAUGUCUUCACGGCGGUACAUGUUCAGAUGGUGUUAAUUCUUACACCUGUACAUGCUCAUUUGGUUUCAGUGGACGAAAUUGUGGAAUUAUUUCAGACUCCAAUGAACAGUUGGUAUGCUACAGUUGUGAAGGCAUGUCUCACCUUGAACUCUGUGAUUCAGUGAAGAGAUGUGGCAAUGGGGAAGUGUGUGUGGUAGAGCGAACUCAUAUCACGUACAGAUCGGGAUGUGCCAAUAGUUCGAUUUGUUCGACAUAUUAUCCAAGCUCAAGUCACUGCGCAGAAUGUUGCAAUAACGACUACUGCAAUGGACGUGGAUGCGGGGAUGAAGGUUUAGUCUCAAGGCAUGAACGUGGCCCAUUGUGCUAUGACUGCAAUCACGUUCGAACCAUUCACGAAUGCACGGCCAUUAGACCGUGUAAUAAACACCAGUCAUGCAGUGUCGAAGAAUAUGAAUGGCUGGAUCACACACAUUUCAAGCUCGGAUGUGUGGAUUUACCGUGCAGCGCUAUAGGAGACGGAUUUCUUGGUUCUUUGCCACGCUGUAAAUCCUGCUGUGACCAGGACUUUUGCAACACCAAUUGCACACUCCACCAGACCGUAGCAAUAAUUGGGUGACACGACGGCUAUCUGGCAAAGUAUUGUGCGUUUGUAUUGACCAUGAUAAUACAAUGUACACACGCGCAUAUGGAGAUUAAAUUCACAGAAUAUUA